Molecule: messenger RNA, 813 nt
Organism: Heterotrigona itama
Lineage: Eukaryota; Metazoa; Arthropoda; Insecta; Hymenoptera; Apidae
Source: the annotation of a GenBank genome assembly
AUGAUACGUACGCGAAUCCUGCCGCAAAUCCUGUUGCAAAAUGAAUCAUCCGUAUUUUUUCGAUCCGUUUUCUCGUCUAGUUUUCACACGUCGCGAACCGCUGACAGAAAGAAGGAAGAAACUUGCGAACCUGUAUCCGUGGCCGUUAUUCUGUGCGGUUGCGGUUAUCUAGAUGGUACUGAAAUAUCCGAGGCCAUAUCGUCGUCGAUUCACAUCUGCCAGAAAGAUAUGGUGCCGUGUUUUUACGCGCCGGACAUAGACAUUUGUGACACCGUCGAUCACAUCACUAAACAAUCAGAUUCGAAAAGCCCGUCGAGAAACGGGAUGGUCGAGGCUGCCAGAUUGGCCAGAUCGGAAAUAAAACCGCUGUGCGAGUGCAAGGCCUGCAUGCACGAGGCACUCGUCCUCCCCGGUGGAUUUGCCGCGGCAAAGACACUGAGCAACUUUGCAGAGAAAGGGGCCGACUGUACGGUGAUGCCCGAUUUGGAGAAACUUAUCGAAGACUUUUACUGCGAGAAGAAGCCCAUCGCGUCGAUCUGCAUUGCGAGCGUUCUCGUAGCAAGAGUGUUGAAGGGUGUUAAAAUUACGCUCGGCAAAGACGCGCCGGCGAAAGAUUGGCCGUACGCCGAUGCUAUUAAGAAGGCUAAAACCAUGGGAGCCAGAAUAGAGAUGAGAAACGUGAAGGGAGUAACGAAAUGUAAAAAGUACAACGUUCUUAGUACGCCGGCCUGGAUGUACAAGUCUGCGUGUUACGCAGAGAUUCACAAUGGUAUAGGGAAACUGAUUGCCAUGUUGAAGAAGAGCAUCAACUAA